Suillus subalutaceus is the source of this 186-nucleotide messenger RNA. RefSeq lists its product as uncharacterized. NCBI's taxonomy places the organism in Eukaryota, Fungi, Basidiomycota, Agaricomycetes, Boletales, Suillaceae. The annotation marks the transcript as partial. The transcript is spliced from 2 exons. The record is from RefSeq and is a predicted model, not a curated record.
CCAUCUGCAUUGCAGCUUGAUACAACAUUGCCCACCCUGCACGACCAUUCCAUGCAGUGGCUACUGAAUGGGUACCACACCAUCAAGAAACCCGAAAUUAUCAAGCAGGCUUUUGCAUCCUGCCAUGCAGGUCCAUUGUUCAACCUCUCAUUUGACAGCCUUACAAGUUGUGAGGCCUUGCAAUGA